CCAGAAGAAAAAAGAAAAGCUGCUAAUAUGGCCGAAGGUGUUGUUUCAGUAGUGCUCGAAGGGCUCAGCAAGCUUAUCAUUCAGGAAUUGAAAUCCUUGGGUGGAGUGGGUGGUAAGGUUCAGAGUGCACAAACCCAGCUACAAAUCAUGCAAGGCUACUUGAAAGAUGCAGACGCAAGACAAGGACGGAAUGAAGCAAUACGCAUUUGGGUGGCAAGUGUUAGAGAUGCUGCUUAUGAUCUUGAGGAUGUCAUCGAAAUUUUUGUCUUAAAAGUGGCUUCCAAGAGGAAAGCAAGUGUUUUGACAAGGUUUUCCGGCAUCUUCAUAAAAAGAGUUAAUCUUCAUCAGAUUGGCUCAGAAAUUAAGAAAAUUACAACCAAAAUUUCACAGUUGAGUUCGAUUUUGCCAAGUUUAAACCUACACCAAACAAGGGAGAGUGGAGGUGAUACUUCUUUUCAGAGGCAACAAGAACGGAGGAUAGCUUAUCCUCAUAUUGUCGAACCUCAUGUGGUUGGGUUAGUCGGUGGAACAGAGAUAUUGGCUACGCAUUUGAUCAAAGGAAAAGGCCCCCGAGUUGUUUCUAUUUGGGGGAUGCCGGGCUUGGGUAAAACCACUUUAGCAAAACAAGUUUAUAAUCAUGGUGAAGUUAAGCGUCAUUUCGAUUGUUUUGCUUGGGUGUGUAUCUCUCAACAAUGCCAAGCACGGGAAGUUUUGGAAGAAAUUCUGACUCAACUCAUUUCUCCUACCAAUGAGCAAAGACAAGAAAUUGCAAAACUGAAGAUUGAUCAAAUAGCAGAGAGGCUUUGGAAUACGCAAAGAGAAAGAAAAUGUUUGGUGGUGCUUGAUGACAUUUGGACCAGUGAUGCGUGGAGCUCGUUGCAAGCUGGAUUUCCAAUGAAUGAGGAAACUGAGAGUCGAAUUUUACUCACUACUCGCAACAAAGAAGUCGCUUCGUAUGCGGACAAAAAUGGUUUCCUCUUCGAACCACGGUCGUUGAAUGAUGAUGAAAGUUGGGAAUUGUUUGAGAAGAUAGCAAUGUUUGGAACGGAAGAUACAAAUCAUAAAAUUUAUGAACAUAAGAAAGAGCUAGGAACGGAGAUGCUUCAACAUUGCAAAGGUUUGCCACUAGCCAUCACGGUGCUUGCAGGACUUCUAGCUAGAAAAGACACAAUUGAUGAGUGGAAUACGGUGCAUAAGAAUGUUUAUGCAUAUAUAAGGAGAGGCACAGACUUUGGGCCCGAUUACAUAGGUGAAGGAUAUGAAGGGGUAUCAUGGUUAUUGGAAUUGAGUUACGACAACUUACCAUAUUACUUAAAACAAUGUUUUCUCUACUUAGCCCAUUUUCCGGAAGAUUAUGAAAUACCGGUGAGUACAUUGACUAAACUAUGGAUGGCAGAAGGUUUUAUAUCAUCGACAUCAGUGGAGAUAAUGGAAGAUGUAUCAUAUAUGUGCUUAAGUGAGUUAGUGGGCAGGUGUAUGGUUCAAGUUGGAAAACAUGGUUCGAGUAAGAAAAUCAAGACUUGUCAUCUCCACGAUCUUAUGCGAGAUUUAUGCAUGUUAAAGGCAAAAGAGGGAAACUUUCUCCGUAUUAUCAAUUAUUCUACAGUUGUGGAGAUCAAGCAAACACCAACUGGUAGAGUUCGAAGACUUGCCAUCUAUUUGGACGAAACGGUUGAGGCAUAUUGUCAAGGGAGAGAUGAAAAUUAUGGACAUGUUAGGUCUUUGUUAUAUUUUGUCUCAACAUACUGCUACUGGAACUCAAAGGUAUUACGGUCACUAUUAAGGGACUUCACAUUCCUUAGAGUUUUGAAGUUUGAAGGUAUGGGUGUUAGAAAGCACAAGUUACCGCAUGAAAUUGGGAAUCUAGUGCACUUAAGGUUUUUAAGUGUAAAGUGUAGUGUGAUUUCAGCGGUGUCAUCAUCUAUAGCAAAUUUGGUAUGUUUGCAGACUCUAGAUUUACGUUGCAGAAAUUGGACGGUUAAAAUUCCAAAUGGAAACGUGUUUUCCAAGAUGGAAAAAUUGAGACAUAUAUAUUUACCCUUACCCACCCGAUAUCAUCAUUGUGCAAGAGAGAAACGUGAACGUCUGUUAUUUGCUACUGAGGCAGUCAAUUUGCACACGGUAGUCAAUAUUUGUAUUCAGGCAUCAUCUGAUCUAGUUGAUUUUGUUAAACUAACCAACCUUAGAAAAUUGGGAGUUAUCACAUUUGACAAAGGGACAAAAAAGGAGAAAGGGACGAACAUCAUAUUUAAGCAUCUCCAAUCUCUAUCGGUGAACUUUACUUCUGAGGCUGUACCAUGGAACAUCGUAUUAAGCUGUCCUAAUAUAUACAAGCUGCGACUAGAUGGACAUAUCACAGAGUUACCAGAAGACCUCCUGUGCCAUACGAACCUCACCAAGCUAACACUAAGUGGAUUUGGUAAUCUCAAGGACAACCACAUAAAAGUAUUAGAGAAGUUGCCAAGCUUGAGAAUGCUUUUUGCUAGUGUCGGGAUUUUUCCGGCAGCUCUUGUUUGCUCAAAGGGAGGCUUUCCAUUUCUCGAAUUUCUUUCUCUUGAUUGCUUGAUGGAGUUAAAAGAAUGGAAGGUGGAGAAAGGAGCCAUGCCUAGUCUCUGCAGAUUGCACAUUGAGCAUUGCUCAGAUUUGGAGGCUGUUCCUGAUGGGCUCCAAUAUAUUACUACCCUCAAGGAAUUAACCAUCAAAGAGAUGCAUUCUGAAUUCUGUAGCCGGCUUGGGGAAGGAGGAGAGGAUUUUUACAAAAUCCAACAUGUGCAGUCUGUUAUAAUUUCAAAUCCUUAUCACCAAGGAGGAGAGGAUAAAAUGUGAAAAAGAGUUGGGGGCCGAGCGCAAGCCUGUAAAUCUCAUCAAAUUAGAAAAGCUGAUCAAGCAUAUGAAGACAUGAUUGACUGGACUAUAAUUUUCCUGGCAAUCAAUUCCAGGGCCCCAACAACUCACUUCUCUCGGAAUUUUACAUUUUCUUUUACCAUUUUUACUUGCAACUUC
This is a messenger RNA of Prunus avium (sweet cherry), 3003 nucleotides long. NCBI's taxonomy places the organism in Eukaryota, Viridiplantae, Streptophyta, Magnoliopsida, Rosales, Rosaceae. The record is from RefSeq and is a predicted model, not a curated record.